UCAGUAAAGAAAAUAUUUUAACCCCUAUUGCUAUGGAAUAUCCGAAAGGAAAUAUGAACCGAAUUAAUUAAAAUUAUUAAGUCGACCACAACAAUAAAGAUAAAAAAUAAAAAAAUUGGAACAUUCACAAAGUAGAGGAAUAAGUCAAAACGAAGCUGAAUCAACAAGUCUUGGACUCCCAGUGUGAUUAGGAAGUACUAAAUCCUUUCAGAUUGAGAAAAGAAAGAAACAAAAGCGGCCUAAACGUAAGCCGAUACACCUCGUAGUUAGCACCUUUCUGACGCAAUACCGCAUUCAUUAUACAUAGCAAAGAAGAACAGAAAGAACAGAAGAGAGAAGAGAGAAGAGAAGAAGAAAUACAUCAAUUCGCAGCAUACUUAAAAAGUCAAACAAAGGUCAAUAGGAUCUGAGUCAGAAACAUAGAGACAAAAGGCGCGAUGGCGGACACUCUAGCUUCGUUGAGGUCGUUGAUGGCUUCUCAUUCCCCUCCCCUUGAUGCCUUGGUUGUUCCUUCCGAAGAUUAUCAUCAGAGUGAGUAUGUAUCCGCCAGAGAUAAGAGGCGCGCCUUCGUAUCUGGUUUCACUGGAAGUGCUGGCUUGGCUGUUAUAACCAUGGAGGAUUCACGGCUGUGGACUGAUGGACGUUACUUUCUACAGGCAUCACAAGAACUCAGUGACCAGUGGAAGCUCAUGCGGAUGGGAGAGGACCCUCCAGUUGAUGUCUGGAUGGCAGAUAAUCUACCCAAGGCGUCAUCCAUCGGAGUCGAUCCGUGGUGUGUCUCAGUAGACACAGCUCAGAAGUGGGAACGGCUGUUUAGUAGAAAAGACCAAAAGUUGGUUCAAACAUCCAAAAAUUUGGUGGAUGAAGUUUGGACAAGCCGGCCACCACUUGAGAUAAAUCCUGUUGUCGUGCAUCCUCUUAAAUUUUCUGGCCGUUCUGUUACUGAAAAAUUGAAGGAUUUGAGAGAGAAACUUGUGCAGGAAAAAGCACGCGGAAUCGUGAUAACAACGCUUGAUGAGGUUGCCUGGCUUUAUAACAUUCGUGGGAAUGAUGUCUCAUACUGCCCAGUUGUUCACGCAUUUGCUGUUGUGACGUUAACGUCAGCCUUUUUUUAUGUGGACAGAAGGAAAUUAUCUUCUGAGGUCACCACAUAUAUGAAGGAAAAUGGAAUUGAAGUACGAGAAUAUGGUGAUGUCGCCUCUGAUGUUGGCCUACUUGCAUCUGAUCAACUUACUCCCUCAAAUGAAGGUGGACAUGUUAACGACCUGAUUUGGGUGGAUCCUGGGAACUGCUGCUUUGCUUUGUACUCAAAACUCAACGCAGACAAAGUUCUCUUGCAACAAUCACCUUUGGCUCUUGCCAAAGCUUUAAAGAACCCUGUUGAGAUGGAUGGGCUGAAAAAGGCGCAUAUUCGUGAUGGGGCAGCGGUUGUCCAGUAUCUUGUCUGGUUGGAUAAACAGAUGCAGGAACUAUAUGGUGCUUCUGGUUACUUUAUGGCAGCUGAGAGUGUCAAUAAGAAUAAGAACACCACUAAACUCACAGAACUCUCUGUAAGUGAUAAGUUAGAGCAGUUCCGUGCAGCAAAAGAGCAUUUCAGAGGCUUGAGCUUCCCAACUAUUUCUUCUGUUGGUCCAAAUGGUGCAAUUAUUCAUUAUUCUCCUGAUGCCAAAAAUUGUGCCGAGCUUGAACCUGAUAGUAUCUACCUAUUUGAUUCAGGAGCACAGUAUUUAGAUGGGACGACAGAUAUAACCCGGACUGUUCACUUUGGGAAACCCACACCACAUGAGAAAUCAUGUUAUACUGCAGUUCUGAAGGGUCAUAUUGCAUUGGGUAAUGCGCGAUUUCCAGGCGGAACUAAUGGUAAUACUCUCGAUAUUCUCGCUCGGUUGCCUUUGUGGAAGUAUGGGCUUGAUUAUAGGCAUGGAACUGGUCAUGGAAUUGGGUCGUACUUAAAUGUUCAUGAAGGACCCCACCAAAUUAGUUUCAGGCCAGCAGCACGGAAUGUGCCGUUACAAGCUUCAAUGACCGUCACAGACGAACCUGGAUAUUACGAGGAUGGAAAGUUUGGUAUAAGACUAGAGAAUGUGCUCAUCAUCAAGGACGCCGAUACAAAGUUCAAUUUUGGUGAGAAGGGAUACUUAACAUUUGAGCAUAUAACAUGGGCACCGUAUCAGACCAAGUUGAUUGAUCUUAGCCUUUUGGUGCCUGAAGAAAUCGAAUGGUUGAAUGAUUACCACUCAAAGUGUAGAGAUAUCCUAGCGCCAUAUUUAGAUGAAUCUGAAAUGGCAUGGCUGAAAAAAGCCACUAUACCAGUUUCUGUUUGAAUAAUGUCACUGAAGAGUUGAAACUCAACUCAAGCUAUUUGGAAGUCAAUUCUUUCACUUUGAUUAUUAUUUUUACUCUUUUGAUAAACACAGACAAGUACACUUUGAGGUCGAUGCUUUGAUAAUAUGAUUAUUGUCGAAUGAAGUAUAGUAGAUGUUUUGAUAAUAUAAUUAUUGUCAAAUGAAUUUUAUACGCUGUUUCUUGGGGUUGGGUUGAGAGAAGAAUGACCACACGACAUUUGUGCAGCAAUUUAAAAGAUAUUAAUGGAGUCAGGGAUUCAUUU
Molecule: messenger RNA, 2608 nt
Organism: Oldenlandia corymbosa var. corymbosa
Lineage: Eukaryota; Viridiplantae; Streptophyta; Magnoliopsida; Gentianales; Rubiaceae
Source: the annotation of a GenBank genome assembly